GUGCAGCGUCCUCUCUGAGUCACUGAAACAAUUUGGCGGGGAGGUUAAGCUACAUUUCAAACACAACAACACACAACUUCUCCCAGCUGCAGCCACUCGUGUUCGUGUCGGAUUUUACCACCGAAAACUCCAGGUUUUGUUUGUUUUUCAUGUUAGUGAAAAGCCAACCUGUCAGGAUGGAUGACUCUCAAUAUAACGGUGAAGUUGUGGAGAUUUGUGAGAAACUGGAAAAGUCUUUGUCCAUGGAAACAGACGACGAUAUGGAAGCCUACCACAGAUUCAUUCAAGAUGGUAAAGAUGUUGCCAGACAAGGGGACAUGAACAAAGCGCUGAAGUUCUUCAAACUGGCGUACAACAUUCACCGGAGUCAAAAACUUGAAAGCCGGAUAAAGAAAAUUGAAGAACUUAUUGCUCAGAAUGACUCGGAGGAUGAAGAUGAAGAGUUUGUCGACGUUAAUGACAGCGGUUUAAUGCUUUUCAAAGAGUUAUAUGACAAGCUUUAUGACUACCAGAGAAAUGGAGUGGCCUUCUUAUACAGUCUCUACAGAGAUGGUCGUAAAGGUGGGAUCUUGGCAGAUGACAUGGGCCUGGGUAAAACCAUCCAGGUGAUAUCAUUCCUCUCUGGCAUGUAUGACAACGAGCUGGCUAAGCACACACUGCUGAUCAUGCCAACUUCACUCAUCACAAACUGGACCAAGGAGUUUGCCAAAUGGACUCCCGGCAUGAGGGUGAAGGAGUUUCACGGUGCCAGCAAAGAGAGGACCAGGAAUUUGGAGAAAAUUCAGAGGAGAAGUGGUGUCAUCAUCACCACGUACACUAUGCUUAUGAAUAACUGGCAGCAAUUGUCAUCAUACAACGGCAAAGAGUUCACAUGGGACUAUGUGAUCCUGGAUGAGGCACACAAGAUAAAAAGCACAUCCACUAAAACAGCCAAAAGUGCCUACGCCAUACCUUCAAAAAACAGAGUUCUUCUCACAGGCACUCCAGUCCAAAACAACCUAAAAGAAAUGUGGGCUCUCUUUGACUUUGCUUGCCAUGGAACUCUCCUUGGUACAGCUAAAACAUUCAAAACAGAGUAUGAGAACCCAAUCACCCGGGCCAGAGAGAAGGACACCACUCCAGGGGAAAAGGCUCUCGGGUCUCGGAUGUCUGAGAAUCUCAUGUCUAUAAUAAAACCCUACUUCCUCCGCAGGACAAAAGCAGAAGUGCAGAAGAAGAAACUGGCGGACACACUUGCAAAAGGGGAAUAUUCAGACAACAAGAACAGCCAAGUCCAAAAUCCUCCAAAAGACACUGGAGCAGUCAUGCCCACACUGACUAGAAAGAACGACCUGAUUGUCUGGACUUACCUGAGCUCCGUUCAGGAAGACAUAUACAGGCAGUUCAUUUCACUCGACCACAUCAAGGAGCUGCUGAUGACAACCAGAUCACCUCUAGCUGAAUUAAACAUAAUGAAAAAGUUAUGCGACCACCCAAGACUGCUCUCUGCUGCAGCCAUAGCCAAGUUAGGCUUAGAGGAAAGUCAGCAGAAUGACAACAUGGAGACAGACACUGGCAACCUCGCUAACAUUCCUGACGACACCUUAAUAUCUGAGUCUGGGAAACUCAUCUUUCUGUUUGCACUCCUUGAAAGGCUCAGAGAAGAAGGCCACCGCACCCUCGUGUUCGCUCACUACAGGAAAGUGCUUGACAUCAUCGAACGCAUCCUGGGCAACAGAGGCUUUAAAGCCAUGAGAUUGGAUGGCACAAUAACUCAGCUUGCAGAGAGAGAGAGGCUCAUCACUCGGUUCCAGACAGACAAAAGUUACUCUGUUUUCCUCUUGACCACCCAGGUUGGAGGAGUUGGUAUCACUUUGACGGCAGCAAGCCGAGUUGUGAUCUACGAUCCUAGCUGGAAUCCAGCAACAGACGCCCAGGCUGUUGACAGGGCGUACCGCAUUGGCCAGAGUGAAAACGUCGUCAUCUACAGGCUGAUCACCUGUGGCACGGUGGAGGAGAAGAUCUACAGACGGCAGGUCUUCAAAGACUCUCUCAUCAGGCAGAAUACCGGGGACAAGAAGAACCCUUUUCGGUACUUUAGCAAGCAGGAGUUGAAGGAGCUCUUCCUUCUAGAGGACACGCGGUCCUCGUCCACUCAGCUGCAACUUCAAGCCCUGCACUCCAGACACCGACGGACCGACGCUGAACUGGACGAGCACAUUGCCCAUCUCCACACUAUGGAGAUGUUUGGGAUCUCUGACCACGAUCUCAUGUUUUCUCUCGAUGUCAACCAUGAUGAGGCCCCGGAGGACCAAGAGGCGCAUCACUACAUUGAAGGGAGGGUCCAGAAAGCCCAGGAGCUGAUGAAGGCUGAGUCGGAGUUACAGGUGCAACUGGCAGAGAGCAUGGCAUCAAGCACAGAACCUGCCUGGCUCAGACAACCAGUGGCCAACCACAAUAGAGAGCUGUCUCAUGAGAAAAAAACAAGAAAUCCAAAACCAAGUCCUUCCUAUCCACAGCAUGACCACAACUUUAAGGGGUCACCGGUUGUGGUGGAGUUGGACCAGUCUGGUUCUGAGAAGGAGGACGACCAACAGAUUCUGAGUGUCCAUGUUAUUGAUCUAACUGCAGAUGAUGGUAUGUCUGAAGAACAACCUGUCAUAGAAGUAAGCCAAGACGAGAUUGCCGAACAGAACCUGUAUUCUCUGAAACACCCGUCUGUCAAGCAGGAGAGGAGUUACAUGGAAGCAGAAGACACCUCCCCACAGGAGGUUAUUGAGGAGUCUUUGGUGAUGUCUGAGGCCGCUGAUGAUUCAUACGUUAAAGCAGUUAAUGAAGAUGAACAACUGCUAAAUGGAACUUCACACUCAAAAUACGAUUCCAAGAUAGCCUUGGGGCUUUCACAUUUCACAUCCCUGCAGAACAAAAGACAUUCUGUCUUGCAAGCAUCCAUUUCAAGCUUCAAAGCCGACACUUCAUCCAGAGUCAGCACAGGGCUUGAAUCUUUUGGAGGCAACUUCAAUUUACAGCUUGAAGACAGUGAUGUGGUCUCAGGCCACGAUGUCUUAGAUCAUCAGGAGACUGAAGCAGAGGAGAGUGAGCUGCUGUCACACCUGCAGAUGGAGGGGAGUUUUGACAUAGAUGAAUCCCUUUCUGAGAGACAACAUAAAGAAGCACUCGGCCAAAGCCUAAACAACGUCCACGCCUCUGACAUGGAUGAGUCAAUUGGUUAUCUUAAUGUGGCUGCCAAGCGCAAAAGAGCAGCAGUGAUUUAUGAUAGUGAAGAAGAUGAGGAUGAUAGGAGUCAACUAAACAACUCCUUCCAGGUUCUUGGCGCCUCCACACCUAAAUCGGUGCCAUCUGGCCCCAACCCUCACCGGUCAAGAAAGAGCGUCGGAGGAAACACAUCAGUUGCCUCACGCCGGUCCCUCCUUCUAUCCAUAGUCGAAGACAUGGAGAACAUCCAGUCCGUCAUCAAAGAUGGGAAGAACGACAAGAAAGAAAUGAAUAGUGAGGAUGAAGAAGAUGAUGAGAGGCAAUCUGAUGAGGAGGACAUCAUUGGUUCAACUCAUGAUGAUGAGGAGACACUAAACACAGAUGGUGAGGAGGAUGUAGAAGGGGAGGAGGAGUACUCUGAGUCAGUAGAAGACGUCGAUGAGUCUGGACAAAAAAUAAGCAGUAACGUGGAGGAGUCAACCAGCGAGCCUGAGCUAGCCUCCGACGAAAGAAUGGAUCAGUGCACCGUUGAUGUAGGAGUCAAAAUUAACGGUACGAAGGGUGUCGUCUUGUCCGAGGAAGAGAGCUUCCACUCACUGGUCAUCAGAGGGAAGGAGUACCAAAGCAAAGGGAAGCCCGACGACGCAUUGGACUGCUUCCUGAGAGCUAUCGACAUCAAACCUGGAGAUCCUGAAGUUCAGCUCAUGACCAUCCAGCUGUACCGGCAGCUGAGUCAGAGAAGAUAACAAAACAAUCUGGGGGGGGGGGGGGGCGGGCACGGGCAUGAUAAAACGAACAGGUUUAACUGUUUAUUCAAAAUAAUAUUUUCUUUUGUAACCUGUACUUGUAUAAACUGUUCAUAUGAGAUUUUGCUAGUAAAAUAGUUUCUAUCUGCAUUUCAUUUGUUGGGAUUCAGUAUGCAGACAGGAACAAGAUUUCUUAAUGGAUAUAUUCAUUAUCAAUUAUAUGCAGAUUUGUUUUAGUCUUAAAUAAUUUAUUUCCAGAAUUAAUUAUGUCUUCAAAUGUCUUGUUUUGUCAAAAACCCAAAGUUAUUCAGAACCAGUGUUUGGCUCAAACUAUCAUUGAUUAUCAAAGUAAUGGCCAAUACAUUUUCUGUCAAUCGAUAAAUGGAUUUAACGCUAACAUUGAUGUUAACAUCAAUGUUAGCGUUAAAUCCAUUUAUCUAUAAAGGUCUUUAUAUUAAGUUUUACAGUUUCUAAAGUCAUGAAGUUGUCUCUUUGAAUAUAUAUGUUAGGGUCCUUGGUAAAGUGAAUUAUCAAGCAACUCUACCAAUUCUUCUCUGGUUGCAGUAAGCUGAAUAUUUUGGGCAUUUGGACAAAACAAGAUAUCUGACAUGCUGUAGAUAUCUUUUGAUGAUUAAUUCAUCAAAAGUUAUAGUAAUCGUUACUUGGAAGCCUAAUCUGAGUGAAAACUAUUCUUAACAGCUGCUUGUUUUAGAAUCACAAUCCACUUGAUUGCCAAGCAGAGUUUACAUGCAUGCUUUGGUGUAUUGGUUCAUAACAUAAACAUAGUAAGAAAACAUUUAAUGAAAGAAAUAUUCAAAUGAAUGUAAAGAAAAUACUAUAAAAAGUAAGUAAAAGAAAACUAAAAAAGGCCAUAGCACAUAAAAUAUAUAUUAUAAACCGGAUGAAAAUAAAAUGUGACAUGAUUAUCAAUUUCCAGUGUCCUUUUUCAAACUCUUAUGAUGUUUGUAGUUGCCUUUUAUUAUUAAAAUGCCAUAU
Cottoperca gobio is the source of this 4937-nucleotide messenger RNA. RefSeq names its product excision repair cross-complementation group 6-like (gene ercc6l). Gene Ontology annotation, molecular function: ATP binding; DNA translocase activity; protein binding. The coding region runs from base 150 to 3941 and encodes 1263 amino acids. The transcript is spliced from 3 exons. Lineage: Eukaryota; Metazoa; Chordata; Actinopteri; Perciformes; Bovichtidae. The record is from RefSeq and is a predicted model, not a curated record.